Messenger RNA from Sodiomyces alkalinus F11, 1575 nucleotides. RefSeq lists its product as hypothetical. Lineage: Eukaryota; Fungi; Ascomycota; Sordariomycetes; Glomerellales; Plectosphaerellaceae. The record is from RefSeq and is a predicted model, not a curated record. The transcript is spliced from 6 exons. The coding region runs from base 1 to 1575 and encodes 524 amino acids. Gene Ontology annotation, molecular function: protein binding.
AUGUCAUUGAAACAGGAGAUAGAAACGUGGGUCGAGGCGCUGGCCCGCUAUGACAACAACGAGUUUGACGAAGCGCUGGAGUCAUUCGACAAGAUCGCCGACACCUCCAAAAUCCUCUUCAACAUAGGUGUCAUCUAUGCUACCCUAGGCGAGCACGAAAGGGCCGUCGAACAUUACCAACGCGCGAUACGGCUCGAUCAAUACCUUGCCGUUGCCUAUUUCCAACAGGGUGUGUCGAAUUUCUUGCUUGGGGACUUUGAGGAAGCACUGGCCAACUUCAACGACACCCUUCUCUACUUGCGAGGCAACACUAUGAUCGACUACGCCCAACUUGGCCUCCUUUUCAAGCUUUACUCGUGUGAAGUGCUCUUCAACCGCGGCCUCUGCUACAUAUAUUUGCAACAGAAGGAAGCCGGUAUGCAGGACCUUUCAUACGCAGCCAAGGAGAAAGUUGUUGAGGACCACAACGUGAUCGACGAGGCGAUCGUCGAGGAGGCAGAGGGCUACACUGUAUUCUCUAUCCCCGUCGGCGUCGUCUACAGACCCAACGAAGCCAAAGUGCGCAACCUGAAGACAAAAGACUACCUCGGAAAGGCCCGUCUCGUCGCUGCCUCAGACCGUGCCAAUGCCUUCACCGGUUUUGCAGGGUCCGAAAUCAAGAGCCAACAACGGCGGGAAGUGAAGGACGAUCGUCCACCGGACAAUAUCUCGUACGCCGCGACAAACCUCAUCAAGCCCGGUCUUCAGUCCCGGAGACAACAGUCCGAACCCCCCGGCAACCGCAACGUCUUCCCUCCCACCCCUCCGCCCGACGCCGACAAGCCUGGCAGUGGAAACGGCCAGAUGAGCCGCGGCGCCUCCGUCCGCAACGGACCCAGGCCUCAGCUCGCCAAGCUCAGCAUCGAUACCUCUGGUCCCAGCAGAUACGAGAAAACGACCAGCCCGCCCGAACGCCGCCCAACCAACGCCGGCCCCAGCCGCAACCAGAGCGCAGCACCCUCACGAACUUACUCACGCCGUGAGCAGCCCCGGCGGACGCGCGACGAUGACGAAGCCGGCGAUGGCUAUCCUGACGAGCUGUACGACAUCUACCAGGGAACCAGUCGCGGGAGCCGGAGCAGUCGGGGCGCACGCCGUCCGCCACCGCAGCGGUACAUCGACGAGGAGGACGAUGGCUCCGACUACGAUGACGGCUCAUUCGACGAGGGCGAUUUUGAAAUGGUGACGAAUAACCAACCGCGACGGUCAGGCACGACCUCGGGCACCAGCCGUACCGCGUCGCGACGACCCGAGAUUCGAAAGGUUCGCGUCAAGGUCCACGCCGAUGAUGUGCGGUACAUCAUGGUCGGAACCGCCGUUGAGUUCAACGACUUUGUGGAUCGCAUUCGGGACAAAUUUGGCCUGCGCAAGAGGUUCAAGAUCAAGUUCCGGGAUGACGAUGUGCCCGACGGCGAAUUGAUUACCAUGGGCGACCAGGACGACCUGGAUAUGGCCAUUAUGGCCGUCAAGAGCAUGGCGAGGAAGACGAAGCAAGAAAUCGGAAAGAUGGAGGUCUGGGUUCAAGAACUACCGUAG